Messenger RNA from Acanthochromis polyacanthus (spiny chromis), 4215 nucleotides. It is a transcript of the gene myo1f, whose product is annotated as myosin IF. Gene Ontology annotation, biological process: actin filament organization; vesicle transport along actin filament. Gene Ontology annotation, molecular function: ATP binding; microfilament motor activity; actin filament binding. NCBI's taxonomy places the organism in Eukaryota, Metazoa, Chordata, Actinopteri, Pomacentridae. Gene Ontology annotation, cellular component: myosin complex; vesicle; actin cytoskeleton. The record is from RefSeq and is a predicted model, not a curated record.
AUGACGAGCAAAGUACACUGGCAGAGUCAUGUCAAGCAGAGCGGAGUGGACGACAUGGUGCUGCUGUCCAAGAUCACAGAGGACGCCAUCGUGGAAAACCUCAAGAAGAGAUACAUGGACGACUACAUCUUUGUAUCCUGCAAAGCUUUGAGUUACGUAAAUUGGUCUGUACUCAUAUCAGUUAACCCGUUCAAACAGAUGCCUUAUUUCACUGACAGAGAGAUUGAACUCUACCAAGGAGCUGCCCAGUAUGAAAACCCUCCCCACAUCUACGCCCUGACUGAUAACAUGUACAGAAACAUGAUGAUUGAUGGAGAGAAUCAGUGUGUCAUCACUAGCGGUGAGAGCGGCGCAGGAAAGACAGUGGCAGCCAAAUACAUUAUGGGUUACAUUUCUAAAGUAUCCGGAGGUGGAUCAAAAGUGCAGACAUCAUCCCUGCAGUCAAAUCCUCUGCUGGAAGCCUUUGGUAAUGCCAAGACCGUCCGCAACAACAACUCCAGUCGUUUUGGGAAAUACUUUGAGAUUCAGUUCAGCAGAGGAGGAGAGCCAGAUGGAGGCAAAAUUCUCAAACUUCUGCUGGAGAAGUCCAGGGUGGUGAGCCAAAAUGAGAGCGAGAACUUCCAUAUUUACUAUCAGGUCAGAGGCGCCAACGCUCAGCAGAAGGAGGGCCUGGGCAUCAUACCAGACUACUACUACUACCUCAACCAGUCUGGAACAUAGGUGGAUGGGACCAACGACAGCAAAGACUUCAAGAGACAAUGGAAAGCCAUGCAGGUGAUCGGGAUCCCAGGUGACAUCCAGACUCAGGUGCUGCAGAUCAUCGCAGGCAUCCUCCACCUGGGAAACAUCAGCUUCAUCGAGGCCGGCAACUACGGCCAGGUGGAGAGCACCGACCUGCUCGCCUUCCCUGCCUACCUGCUGGGCAUCGACCCCAACCGGCUGCAGGACAAGCUGACCAGCAGAAAGAUGGUCAAGUGGGGAGGGAAGUCGGAGUCCAUCAACGUCACCCUGAACCAGGAGCAGGCCACCUACACUCGAGACGCCCUGGCCAAAGCCCUCUACGCUCGACUCUUUGACUACCUGGGUGGAGCCAUAAAUAAAGCCAUCCAGAAACCAUAUGAGGAGUUCAGCAUCGGCGUUCUUGACAUUUAUGGCUUUGAGAUAUUCCAGAAAAAUGGUUUUGAGCAGUUUUGCAUCAACUUUGUCAACGAGAAACUGCAACAGAUCUUUAUUGAACUCACUCUGAAGGCUGAGCAGAGUACGUUUCAGGAGGGCAUCAAGUGGACGCCGAUCGAGUACUUCAACAACAAGAUCGUGUGCGACCUCAUUGAAAAUAAAUUGAACCCCUCUGGUAUAAUGAGCGUGCUGGAUGAUGUGUGUGCCACCAUGCAUGCCAAAGGAGAAGGUGCAGAUGGUACUCUGCUGCAGAAACUUCAGGCUGCUGUGGGGACACAUGAACACUUCAACAGCUGGAACUCCGGCUUCGUCGUACAUCACUAUGCAGGGAAGGUGUCGUAUGAUAUCAACGGCUUCUGUGAGAGAAACCGGGACGUUCUCUUCCCUGACCUCAUCGAGCUCAUGCAAAGCAGUGAAUUUGACUUCAUCCGCAGCUUGUUCCCUGAAAACCUCAACACAGAAAAGAAAGGCAGGCCGACCACAGCGAGCUCCAAGAUCAAGAGACAAGCUAAUGAUCUGGUGAACACGCUGAUGAAGUGCACUCCUAACUAUAUCCGCUGCAUCAAACCCAAUGAGACCAAACGGCCAAAGGACUGGGAGGAGAGCAGGGUGAGGCAUCAGGUUGAAUAUCUGGGACUGCGGGAAAACAUCCGUGUACGCAGGGCUGGGUUUGCAUAUCGCAGGCUCUUCAGUAAGUUUCUGAUGAGGUAUGCCAUUCUAACGUCUGAGACAUGGCCGUCCUGGAGGGGUCCAGAGCAGCAGGGGGUCCUUCACCUCCUCCGGUCGGUCAACAUGGACAACGAUUCAGUACCAGGAUGGGACGCCACCAAAGUCUUUGUCAAGAACCCAGAAUCGCUGUUUCUGCUUGAGGAGAUGAGAGAGAGGAAGUUUGACACUUUCGCCAGGAUCAUUCAGAAGUCCUGGAGAAGAUACCAUCGCCAGGAAGAAUACGAGCAGAUGAGGGAAGAGGCCUCAGACAUCCUGUACAACUCCAAGGAGCGGAGAAAGAACAGCAUCAACAGGAACUUUGUGGGAGAUUACCUGGGUUUGGAACAGAGGCCUGAGCUGCGGCAGUUCCUGGCCAAGAGGGAGCGUGUUGACUUCGCUGAUUCAGUCAACAAGUUUGACCGCAGGUUCAAGUCCAUCAAGAGAGAUCUGAUCCUGACUCCCAAAGGCAUCUAUCUGAUCGGUCGGGAGAAGGUGAAGAAGGGCCCCGAGAAGGUGAUAAAGGAGGUGCUGAAACGAAAACUGGAGUUUAGCAGCAUCAGCGGCGUCUCUCUCAGUACGAGACAGGGUUUCUUCAUCCUGCACGAGGCACAGUAUGACGGUCUGCUGGAGUCCAACUUUAAGACCGAGUUCCUCAGUUUGCUCUCUAAACGCUACGAGGAAGUGACCAAGAGAAAACUGACAAUCUCCUUCACUGACAGACUGGAGUUCAGGGUGAAGAAGGAGGGCUGGGGUGGCGGAGGCUCCAGGGUGGUGGUGUUCCAGAGGGGCCAAGAGGACCUGGCCCAGCUCAAACCUGGAGGGAAGACCCUCUCCAUCACUAUAGGGGACGGUCUGCCCAAGUCCUCCAAGCCAACUAGGAAAUCUGCUCCACAGUCUCAAGGUAGAGGAAGAAAUCAUGUGUCCAGCAGAGCGCACCAGAAUGGAGCAGCCAAGUUUUCCAGAGCACCUCAACACCAGCAGCAGUCAGAGGUCACAUAUUCAGCCCCACACAAGCAUGGUCGGCCACCCAGCGCCGCCCUGCCCAAACUGGGCUCCCAGAAAGCCCCCCGACCCCCAACCAACAACCAGUACAACCAGGGGAACAUGGACUUCCUGAAUGUGCCUGACCAGGGCAUGUCAGGGAAGCAAAGAAAAAGGAGCAUCAGCCAUCGACCUCCUCCUGCUCCUAAGCCACAGCCUCGGCCUCAGGGGCCUCGCUGCCGGGCCUUGUAUCAAUACGCCGGCCAGGACACGGACGAGAUCAGCUUCGACGUCAAUGAUGUGUUCGACCUCGUCAAAGAAGAUCCUACUGGCUGGUGGACGGGCAGGAUUCAUGGAAGGGAAGGUCUCUUCCCCGGUAACUAUGUGGAAAGAUUUGAUGAGGACUUGACCAGCCUGUUUGUGUGUGUUGAGAAAUACGUGUAAUUUGUUGAAAGCAGCACAUACUGCUUGCGUGAGGACCUGCCUGGGGGUUGUUCACAGUUGCAUUGCAGAUCUUCAUCCAUAAUGGAAACGGUACUGUUUAAAGGUGGACAUUUGCUGACAUUUGAACCGCAACUAAUUUGUCUGGCAGCGAGAAGCAUGAACAAACCACAGGAGACCUGCCUGUCACGGUUGUUAAAACAAAACUGCAAAGAGCUGCUCAAGUUUUAUCUCUGUUGUUGUGUCAAACCUUACAAGAAGAUCUUUGACUUUCCCACAACACUUUUCUUUGAGUUACUUCGUCGCUGAAUGUGACUGAAAGUUAAAGUUAGAACCGUCACUGAAAAGUGACCUGAAAAUACUGCAUCGCUUCCUGGUGUCUACAGCGUCUCAAAUUGCCUGAAGCUUUUCUCCAGAUCAGCGUCCAGUACUGCUCAGUAUUCUUGAUUUAAUCAGUAGCGUACAAUCAAGCAAUAGCAUUUGAAAAACAUCUGAAAAUAUAUUUUUGCACCAAUAACAACAAAAAAAAUUGCUUCAGACAAAAUCAAAGUCUCUAAACAGAGCAAUAUUUUUCUAUUCAUUGAUUUUUACUGCUAUUUUUGUUUUUUCCUCAUAUAUUUUCACCUCCAUAAAAAACAAAAAUAAAUAUAUUUUCAUACUUUUACCUCAAGGAGUUUUGCACUGGUCUCUAUCAGUAAGUUAUAAAAGAUUUUUGAAUUUAGUAGAAAAAUUAAAAAAAAUAAAAACAGAAAGAAAGGGGCAUGAUUAUAUGUGUUUAUUUUUUGCGGGUAUAGCAUUUUUUGAUUAAAAUGUGUAUUUGAUAUUUGUAAAAUAUGAUUCACUCACAGUCAAUCAACAUGUGAUUUUGUAUAUGAACUUGGAAAGAAAAAUAAAGAGUUAGACUCAGAA